Molecule: messenger RNA, 3596 nt
Organism: Coccidioides posadasii C735 delta SOWgp
Lineage: Eukaryota; Fungi; Ascomycota; Eurotiomycetes; Onygenales; Onygenaceae
Source: RefSeq, a predicted model, not a curated record
UCGCCCAGGUCUGGAAACAAUGGAAGUAGUAACUCCGUGUUCAUUUUGUCGGUUUUGUUCCCUUGUCCAGGUCCUGGGAUUCUGCCCCAUUUCGAGGUACUCCCGGUUCGUGAUUGCUCUCCUCUUGCGUUUCAUGAUAAAGAACACACCGGCUUUCCUGGCGCGUGCAGGGGAGCUCGCGGUUUUGAGGCCCGUUACUGGUUAGGGGCCGGUGAACGAGUCCAGAAGGAGAUUAGUGAGUGAGCUCUAAAUUCUUAGUGGCGUUGAAAUUUGAUUCUUCACACACCAGUGGAGGUACGAUCCGCAAUCUAGUGGCUGUCAGGCCGUAGAUGACCCCCUGAUAUAAACCUUCACUGCGCCGGGGACAAAGACGGCCUCCGACCCUAUGCACACAGUCUCUUGUUGCAGACGUCAGACAAAGCGAGCGCUCCUCAUUGACAGCCUUGCACUCCCAUUCACUCCUUUGAAUGCCCAUUGUCUCCUUGCCAGUGUUGCUGUCACUGUGCAACACUGCUGCCAUUCUUUUUUCAUUGUCGUGAUAGAUCCAAUCCGUGUCUUGAGAAGUCGACAUUCACUCCUUCACGUCAUCGUCCUUCCUUCCCACCCCACACUGCCUGAGCUCUCUCUCGCUCUCUCUCUCCCCCCUCUUCUCGCGUGGAAUAAAAUCCCCAGUCUGCAGCGACCUCAUCUUCGGCUCCAGGUGCUGGUCAGCGCGAACCAUUUCACUCCCUUUGCAGAUCACCAGGCUUAGGGGUUCUAUCAAGAAUCAAUCUGCAUCCUCGAUUGUCUAUUACUCGUUAUAUAUAUAAUCAUGGCUAGAAAAUUCGAAACAGCCUUCUUCGCUUUACAGUUUCUCCUUCUGUUCCUCUCUUCAAUUCCCUUCUCCAAUGCCGCGCCUACGCCUCAACCCCAACCUUCGACCCAAGCGGCCGACUACUGGCUGGCGUCAAUAAAGCGACAGGGCAAAGCGGCCUUUAAUACUGAUGGUAAUUAUCAAAUUUUUCGAAACGUGAAGGAGUUUGGUGCAAAAGGUGAUGGCUCAACCGAUGACACUGAGGCCAUCAACAAGGCCAUCUCUACCGGAAACCGAUGCGGCUUGGGUUGCGACUCGUCCACUGUCACCCCUGCUCUUGUUUACUUCCCUCCAGGCACAUACGUUGUUUCAAAACCCAUUAUCCAGUACUACUACACCCAGUUGGUUGGCGAUGCCGUCAACCUCCCGGUGAUCAAGGCGGCGUCGAACUUUGCCGGCAUCGCGUUGAUCGAUGCUGACCCAUAUACCGACGAAGGCAACAACUGGUACACGAACCAGAACAACUUCUUCCGCCAAAUCCGUAACUUUGUUAUCGAUUUGACCGGUUUGGACAGGGGCACGGGAGCAGGUAUUCAUUGGCAAGUGGCCCAGGCGACUAGUUUGCAGAACAUUCGAUUUGAAAUGGUUCGCGGAGGUGGUGAUGCGAACAAACAAAUAGGUAUUUUCAUGGACAAUGGCUCUGGUGGUUUCAUGACCGACUUAAUCUUCAAUGGUGGGAACUACGGCGCUUUCCUGGGCAAUCAGCAGUUUACUACCAGGAACCUGACCUUCAAUGAAUGCAAUACCGCGAUCUUUAUGAACUGGAACUGGGCAUGGACCUUCAAGUCCGUCACCAUCAACAAUUGUGGCGUAGGCCUGAACAUGUCCAACGGCAUUACCAACCAGACUGUCGGCUCCGUUUUGAUUCUGGACAGCAAGGUGAGCAAAACACCCAAGGGCGUCGUCACCGCAUUCGACAGUGGUGUACCAGCGACCGGUGGGACGUUAAUACUGGAUAACGUUGAGUUUUCCGAAUCCAGCGUCGCCGUAUCUGGGGUGACUGGAGAAACGAUCCUCGAUGGAAAUUCUGUUGUAAAACACUGGGUUCAGGGCCAUGCUUACCUUCCUGGGUCCACCUCUGAUGCUUCCAAAUUGAAGAGGUUUGCUCCCGAGAGCGAACCAGAACCAGCGGAUCGCGUGAAGGUCGUUACAGUUUACGACUGUCCCACUCCACUGCCGGCUGCUACUGAUUCUGGUCCUGUGGAACUCCCUCCACAAGCUCCAUCCACAGCUGCUCCGUCCGACACCGUUGCUCCGCCAGGACAGAGCCCAAGUUCUCCGCGUCAGCCAGAGUCCUCUGAAGUCUCGCCGUCACAGACGACCGUCUCCUCACCGCCAGCCCCCACGCCCUCGCAGUCUGAGACUGAGAGACCUUCCGGAACUUGCGCCAGCACACCAGUUGCGAGGACCCGAGUCCAAUCACAGGUGCCAGGGCCCUCCAAGCCCGCUGUUCUCCUGGACGGGUCCGGCAAGGUUUUUGAACGCGCGAAACCACAGUACGAGAACGUUCCGGCAUCCUCUUUUAUCAGCGUCAAAUCAGCAGGUGCCAAAGGUGAUGGCAAGACUGAUGACACAGAAGCUAUCCAAAGAGUUUUGGACAGCGCAAAGCCAGAUCAAAUUGUUUACUUUGAUCACGGUGCCUAUCUGAUCACUAAUACGGUCAAAGUUCCAAAGAACAUCAAGAUCACCGGUGAGAUCUGGCCGUUAUUGAUGGCCACCGGACCUGCUUUCUCCGAUGAAAAGAACCCCAUUCCCAUGCUUCAGGUCGGCCAGCCAGGCGAUAAAGGCGUUGUCGAAAUCUCCGACUUGAUGCUUGAGACCAAAGGUCCGGCUCCUGGUUGCAUUCUGGUUGAAUGGAAUAUCCAUGAAGAGACACAAGGAUCGGUUGGAAUGUGGGAUGUCCAUCUUAGAGUCGGUGGUUCCGCAGGCACCGAGCUGCAGAGUGACCGCUGCGCCAAGACACCAAAUUCCACCACCACGCCUGACCCUGAAUGCGUCGGUGCCUUCAUGCUGGUCCAUCUUACCGAGUCAGCCUCUGCGUACUUUGAGAAUACCUGGUUCUGGGUUUCGGACCAUGAGCUGGAUCGGUCUGACCACGGACAAAUCAACAUCUAUAACGGCAGAGGUGUUCUCAUCGAGAGUCAAGGCCCAGUAUGGAUGUAUGGGACGGCUUCUGAGCACAACACCCUUUACAACUACCAGGUUCAUAAUGCCAAGAAUGUCUACAUGGCUCUGAUCCAGACAGAAACACCAUAUUUCCAAUCCAACCCGGAUGCCCUAGUCCCGUUUGCGCCAAAUGCGAAAUUUAACGACCCAACCUUUGGCGACUGCACAACCGCGGCCUGCAAGAAAGCAUGGGGCCUCCGUGUCAUUCAGUCAAGCGACGUCUUCCUUUACGGAGGCGGCUUGUACAGUUUCUUCGAGAACUACGGCCAGGAAUGUCUCCAAACGGAAUCCUGCCAGCUUAACAUGAUCGAGGUCGAGUGUUCUCAGGUCUACCUGUACGCAAUCAGCACAAAAGCGAGUACGAACAUGAUCACAUCUGGCGGCAAGGGUCUGGUGUUGCAGAAGGACAACCGAAACAACUUCUGCUCCACCGUUGCGUUUUUCCACCAGGGACUAUAGGUUGGAGAAUUAUGGGGUAUUUCCCCUUGCGGAUAAUGUGUAGAUAUUCCUAACCUCCUUCGAUGUAUGUAUGUUUUAAAAUAUGAGACUCCAUGAUAACACUUUUAGCCAUAUUCUG